Molecule: messenger RNA, 824 nt
Organism: Drosophila takahashii
Lineage: Eukaryota; Metazoa; Arthropoda; Insecta; Diptera; Drosophilidae
Product: very long chain fatty acid elongase F
Biological process (GO): fatty acid elongation, saturated fatty acid; very long-chain fatty acid biosynthetic process; sphingolipid biosynthetic process
Cellular component (GO): endoplasmic reticulum membrane
Molecular function (GO): fatty acid elongase activity
Source: RefSeq, a predicted model, not a curated record
UCGAUACAACAUAGACCUGCGCCAUGUUUGCCCACAUACUGGAAUUUUUAGGCCGAUCCCCGCCAGAUCCUGUGCGACUUCCACUCACCGGCAGCCACUGGCCCGUCCUGAUAGUUCUGACUACCUAUUUGGUGUUUAUAAAAAUUCUGGGUCCGAUGUUUAUGCAGAGCCGAAAGCCCUACGAUCUGAAUGGAGUAAUAAAGGCCUACAACAUCAUUCAAAUCGCAUACAAUAUGAUUUUGCUUGUCUUUGCUGUUUAUUUUAUGGUCGGGCCUGGAGAUUAUAGCUUUAAGUGCAUUUCCAACCUGCCACUGGAUCAUGAGUACAAGAACUGGGAGCGCUGGCUGAGUUACUCGUACUUCUUCAACAAAUUCAUGGAUCUGCUGGAAACGGUGUUCUUUGUCCUGCGAAAGAAGGAUCGACAGAUAACCUUCCUGCACGUCUUCCAUCACGUGUACAUGGUGUACUUUGGAUUUUUGUACCUGUACUAUUAUGGCUAUGGCGGCCACGCUUUCUUCUUGAUCACCUUCAACGUAGUCGUGCAUGUUUUGAUGUACACCUACUACUACCAGUCGUCUGUCAAUCAGAACUUACGAAAUGAUCUCUGGUGGAAGAAGUACAUCACCAUUGUCCAGCUGAUCCAGUUCGGGAUUAUACUGUCGCACAGCAUCUAUAUCCUACGACAAGACGAUUGCCACACAUCCCGCCUAUCAGCCACUUGGGGCUCAAUCAUCUCGGUUAUAUUCAUAAUUCUAUUUGGAAACUUCUACCUUCGCGCUUACAUAAUUCCUCAAAAAAAGAAGACAUCGCGAAGGGUACAUUGA